Planococcus citri (citrus mealybug) is the source of this 3484-nucleotide messenger RNA. RefSeq lists its product as uncharacterized. The record is from RefSeq and is a predicted model, not a curated record. The transcript is spliced from 3 exons. Lineage: Eukaryota; Metazoa; Arthropoda; Insecta; Hemiptera; Pseudococcidae. The coding region runs from base 80 to 3295 and encodes 1071 amino acids. Gene Ontology annotation, molecular function: protein binding.
UUUUGAAAACGUGAAGUAAAUUUGCCGGUUCAAUAAGAUACUUAAAUAUUACUGAGAAAGAAUCACCUGGAUCCGAAUCAUGGACGAUGGAAAUCCAAUUCAACCGGAAGUUUGCCACCGGAAAGAUAAAAAGUUGAUCAGAAGUAAAUUCAAAGAUGUAAUGGUCAAAGUCGACGAAGAUAUUUAUUACCUGGAUCGGCUGCGAUUGGCUUUAAAAUCGAAGUACUUCGAAAAACUGUUUACCAACGACUUCAACGACAAGAAUGACGACAUAAUAGAAAUUCCAGUUAUGGAUUCCGACACAUUUUCCGCGAUAGUUGAUAUCAUAUACGGUAGCGAGUUGAAAACUGUAGUUAAUGCCGAUAAUUAUGUAACGUUAUUGAUGGCUAUGGAUUAUCUGCAAAUGAAAGUCAACGAAAAGACUUACCGUAACAUUAUAUUUAAUAUGGUGAUGAAUUCACCUCUGGAAAAUGACAAUGAUACGCGCACAAGUGUAUUCAAAUUGUACCAUUUUCUCACUGAUAGUGGGAAUUUCAAGUCCUUGUUAUCCGUUAUUUUUCGAUUUAUCUCUGAGCGAUUAGAAUAUCUACAAGAUCUCGAUGAAUUUUUAUCAAUUCCACUCGAUCAUUUCACUCAAAUUAUUCGGCUACGGUAUUACUGCACUUAUUGGAAUAAAUAUGAAAAACAAGCAUUUAGUAAACUUUGCACCAAAUGGAUCUAUCACGAUGUGGAAAAUCGACUACCCGGUACAAUUGAUGUUGUGAAUGCGGUUCGGCACCGAUUUUUUAUCCCUACUGAUGUCUCACGGGAAGCUCUUAACUUACAGUCGUCAGUCAUCGACGAACGGAUGGACCAAGAUAAAUUUUCAAGAUAUUUUUACAAGAUGUUGGCGUACGCUAGUGGAGAAAUCUACAUCUGUGUUGAUGCAUUGGAAUUAGAUUCGACAGCAGAUGAUAAAUCAAGUGGAGAUGAGGAUGAAUCAAGCGAAGAUAAUGGUGAAUCGAGCCAAGAUAAUGACGAAUCGAGCCAAGAUGAGGAUGAAUCAAAACAGGUUAAAAAAGAGAAGAAGAAGAAGAAGAAGAAAAACAGAUCUGGAUGCAGUUCGUGGGUGGUGGAUUACGAUGCCGAUCUGGAAGAAAUUUCUCAAGACCAGCAGUUUUUCAAUAGUCAAUCAAAGUUGAAAACGUUCUUGAGAAACAGCAAUUUGUACGAUAUCACGGUAAAAGUUGAUGAAAAAAUUUAUAAACUUCAUCGAUCCGUAUUGAGAUCGGCUUCUUCAUAUUUCGAGGACAUCGUUUCCACUGAGUACUCUGAACUGGUUGCAGCUCAAUGCAGUGAAGUACCUACCCUUCCAAGUAAGGAUAAAAUAUAUUCUAUCGAUGGCAUCGAUUCAGAAAUAUUUGACAUUGUGAUCGAUUAUAUAUAUUUGGGAAAGGAGAAAUUCAAAUCUGAUACAGUCGUUCGCUUACUCAAAGCGCUUCACGUCCUAAAAAUUGGUGGUUUAUUGAAACCAUGUUGUAAGUGGAUGAAAGAUCAUUCCGAAAGCAUCUGCGCUAAAGAUGUAGUUGAAAUAUUGAAUUUCACUCAUGAAAAAGUCGAGUACAAGAAAUUGAAUAAAAUAUUUUUAGGUAAAUAUAUCUUGAACUCGUGGCCAAAAAUAGACAACUUGCCACAAUUCGCAGAUCUCUUUAACGCGAUAAGCCUUACUACAGAAACCAGCUCGAGAGAAAAUAAAAUAAAUUUGACCGGUAAAGUUGAUCAAAAGACAUUCAAGAUGAUUAUAAACCAUAUAUAUGAGAUUAAGCGCGAGGAAGUGACGGAUCUCAAUAUCGUGCCCAUUUUGAAGGCGAGCGAGACUUUUAAAAUGAAAGACUUGAUAGAAAGAUGCAUUGACCGUUUGACCCUCACCCUGAUAGUAGUUUUUAGAAUAAGUGCCGCAGAUGUAAUCGAAAUAUUGAAUUUCGCUCGCAAUAAUAUUCGGUACCGCGAAGCUCUUUAUAAUGUGCUCCUACCCAGAUACAUGAAGGACUGGCCUCAAGUGGACGAAUCAUUAUUUUGUUCAAUUUCUUUCGAACAUUUAGAGAAUUUGUUAACAGCAGCACAUUUUUCUCUCGAUGAUCCACGUCAAAUCCUGGAUAUCUGUUCAAAAUGGGUCGUCCACGACACAGGAAAUCGGUAUUGCCUCAUUCCUCGAAUCGCUCUGGCCAUCAGUCAAAAUCGUAUCGUAGACAGUGACGAAUAUUCUGUCGAAAAUCCUGCUGAUUUGAACAACUGCUCGCAAGAUUUUGUCAGAGAUAAGCUUUGGGAAAUUUUAGCUUCAACAUCUGUACUUCCUUUCGCAGUAUUAUCCGAGAGUGAAACAAUAAAAGAAGAAACCGAAUUUCCGACAUUUAUCGUAAUAAAUAAGAAGGCAAAAUUUGGAAUUUUGAAUUUCGAUUGGAAUGAAAUGGUGUCAUUUAAACUCUGCAAAAAUGCAUGUGAUUCUCGAGAAAGCUGGUAUCCUGCGUCAGCUACUAUGAUCAACGAUAGCUUAUUCAUACUUUGCACUAUAAAUGGAAAAUCUUAUUUUCACGUCUACAAUUUUUCUCUGAAAAAGUUAUUCAGCCUGGCAUCUGAUUGGCAAAUUUAUCAAAAUGAUGACCGCUACUACAACAAACCUUUAAAAUAUGUCUUGUUGAAUUGUCGUAACGAAAUUUACUGCUGUAUUGAAAAUGGUAAAAUCUUAAAAUAUUUGUUCGAAUUGAACCGUUGGAUGAAAGUUUCAGAUCGUGAGCCUGGUAAAUAUGGAAUAUGCUACACGAGCGAGAGAAAUAAAUUGUACAGAAUGUAUGAAAUGGAGCGAGUUGGUACUGAGCCGACCUGCAGUUAUACCAUCGAGGCCUAUGAUUUUCAGCAAAAUUCUUGGGUUUCUGUACCUAACGUAAGGAGACUUAGUCGUCGUUAUCUUAGAGAUUCUGACGAAUAUAGGAUACCACAUGAACUGAUUUUUAUUAGCAACUACGGUUUCGCUGUGUUAUUCAAAAGCGAGUUGCAUAUAUUUAAUCAAGAAACGCAAAUUUGGACUCAGCAUUCAAUACCUCGCAACCACUGGGGAGUGUAUCACGAAGAUUUUUCGAUCAUUAACGGCAAUGAAACUGGUAAAAUAUUAUACGUGAUCAAUAAUCAAUUGCACUAUUUUUCUUUAACAAAUCAAAAUUGGGUGUUGAAGAAAGAAUGGCCAGGGCAGGAAGUCAAAAAUGAAUAUGUGUCUCGUAAAAUACUCCCUUAUGAAAAUAUUAUUGCUAUUCAUAGAUAGUUCCAUUAUUCGCAUUUAGUUGUUUCAGUUGUGUGUAUUUUUUACUACUGUUUGAAACGUAUCGUUAUCAUGUUAUAGUCCUAUUAAUUAAGCAUAAGCUAUACAUUUUAGCCUUAAUUAGGUAUCUAUCUACCUAUAAUCAAUAAUAAGUUUAACAAUUGUUUUAUUUCAUCAAUUAUAAAUUGUACA